This is a messenger RNA of Apis mellifera (honey bee), 5500 nucleotides long. Its product is annotated as homeobox protein aristaless. Gene Ontology annotation, molecular function: RNA polymerase II transcription regulatory region sequence-specific DNA binding; DNA-binding transcription factor activity, RNA polymerase II-specific. NCBI's taxonomy places the organism in Eukaryota, Metazoa, Arthropoda, Insecta, Hymenoptera, Apidae. The transcript has 4 exons. Bases 1773 to 2945 code for a protein of 390 amino acids. Gene Ontology annotation, biological process: regulation of transcription by RNA polymerase II. The record is from RefSeq and is a predicted model, not a curated record.
ACCUCGCGGUUCUCCGUAACCGUGUUCGAUCUUUCGCGAUGGACGCUAAAAAAGACGAAAAAUUCGAGCGAGGCUAAGACAAGAAAGAAAGGAAGAGAGAGAGAGAAAGAGAGAGAUGGUUUGGUACAAUGAGAGGUCGAUCAAAGCAGCGGAGAAACGACGUGGGUGGACCAUGGUAGGCGGAGUUGAAACCUCGAGAAAACCUCCAUUUUGUUCGAGGAGGGCGGUCUCGGUGUUCCACCUUCCCCUCUACCAGGUGGUACCACCUUGGGACACGAUCGACCCUCCUCGAGGUGGAGGGAACUCGGACGCGAACAUUGCCGAACAGGAGUUCGCGAUACGCGUGUGCUUGCUGCCGCUUCUCGUAUCCGUUCGUCGCGUGGUUCCGUGGAAUCCGCGGCUUCGUCAUUCUCACCUGUUCCUUCGACCCUUCGUCGACAACUGUCAAGUCGCGCGAUAUUCUUCGCUUUUUUCCCGCUCCGUCGAACCGAUUCGAGAUUCCAACCGUGAUUCCAACCGUCGGCCAUCGAUUUUUGGUGAUCUUUCAUCGUGUCGUCAAUUCGCGAUUCGCGAUAUUGUUGAAAUGUGGAAACGAAGGAAAGAGAAAAGAGAGAAAGGAAUGUGAUGGAGAUAUUCGGGGGAAGUUUGAUGACGAUGAGAAGGAUAUAAUAAUCGACGGAUAGAGAGAGAGAGAGAGAGAGAGAGAACGCGAGAAGAAAGCGAUGAUCAUUGACCGAGGUAUCGAUUCGAUUCGAUCGUUGAAUCAGAUGGAUUACGAUAAAUUCGCCUCUCGUGAAAAUUGUUCUGAUUAUCGAGCGAUAAUCACAACAGAGGAAAGGUCGAGCGACAAACACGGCUCGAUCCCCGUGUUCCAUUGAUAUUAGGUAACGCGCCACACUGCGUAUACAAACAUCGUGCACGAAGCAACAAUAUAUACUGGCAGUACGAUACACCGAUUCUACUAGUGUGCAAUGUUACGCGCCGCUGUUAACAAUCGCGCCGAGCGUUCUCCGUUAUUCUUAUUCCAUGUUUCGCGGGAUUCUCAAGAGGAUAUGGAUUCAACCGAAUUUCCAAGGAUAGCGUCCAAUUUUCGAGAUCGAGCAACAGAUUUGCGAGGAUCGAAAUCGGAACGUGUAAAUUCGGCGAGUCGCAAAAUCUACAAUUGAGUCGAACUGAUUGAUCACGCUUGUAAAUGUAGGAUAAAUAUCAAAUUUCCUGUGUACUCGAUCGAAAGGAGGCCGAUAAGAAUUUGAUAUUUCGUUGAAAAGGCGAUAAGAGGAGCACAUGGUCGAUUCGUAUCGCUCGUGGCGACCACGUUUCAAGUUUGCGUUCGUAUACGCGAUCUGUCGAAACCAAUUUGCCCAAGUUGACGACGAUCAAUCGAAGUUGCGAACGUCGAAGCGUCGAACCUCCGCCGAGCAUUCGUCACGAGUUUCUCAACUGCGCCUCGCAACGACAAAUGUCUCUCCACGAAUCCCGUCUUUUCUUUACGAACAAUCUCUCGAGUUCUCCUCGGGCAGAAAGAGAAGCGUUCGGAACGCGGAAAGGAGUAGAGCGACAUUAUUUUUAGACCGGGCGAUAACCAGAGAUCGGACCACGAAGAAGUAACGAUACCAAUCGUUAAAGAUUAUCGAUUAGCCGGGUGUUUACGAUGCGGAGGGACGAAAGAACGGUGAAAUAUCGGCGCACGUUGUGAAAGGGACGUCCGUGCCAUGCCUCUGUCCUUCCCUUCGUCACGAUUCGACCAGUGAAAACACGCGCGGCGGCCAACCAUGGAUCUCAGUACGACACCGAGAAGAAUAACGGAGGGUGUGGCAGACCUUCAGAAGACCCGCGUCGCGAAAAGCGUCUUCAGUAUCCGGAGUUUGGUCGAUGUCGGGGACACGGAUCUUUCCGAGGUCGAAGACAACGAGAAGAUACAAAAUCAUUCGAUACGAGGAGGAGGAGGAGGAGGAGGCGGGGGCGAGCAAGCUGUCCCGCAGACAAGCCCUGCGAGCAGCACGAGCAGCUCGAGCCAGGUGAAUCAGGUGAGCCUACAACAGGUGAGCCAGCAAGCUCACCAGCAACCGCCACCUACCACGACAACACCUCAAUCGGCUCAAAUGGGAAUCUCUACGGAAGAGGUGAGAGCCGAGGAAGAGAGCAACCACCCUAGAGCAGCGCCGACCAGCCCUGAAAGCGAGACGGAGGUCGACGACUUCGCGCCGAAAAGGAAACAGCGCAGAUAUAGGACUACCUUCACCAGCUUCCAAUUGGAGGAACUCGAGAAAGCUUUCUCGAGAACUCAUUAUCCCGACGUGUUCACCAGAGAGGAAUUAGCUAUGAAGAUCGGUCUUACAGAAGCACGGAUACAGGUUUGGUUUCAGAAUCGACGCGCAAAGUGGCGGAAGCAGGAGAAGGUCGGGCCCCAGGCACAUCCGUACAAUCCGUACUUGGGAUCGAGUGCGCCACCAGCGUCGGCGGUCGUCGCGCCGACCUUGCCCAACCCUUUCGCCCACCUGAGCACGUUCGCCCUGCGGAAACCGUUCGACGCGUUUCGUUACCCGCCUCUGGGUCACGGGCCGGUCCUCCCCGGUAGUUACACCGCUCAUCCCUAUCAUCGCGCGCCGCCACCUUUGCUGCCACCCGGGAUGCCCCUGCCUUACACGUCGGCGGCGUCCUUUCAAAGCCUGCUCGCCAACAUAUCCGCGGCCCAGAGGCCCAAAUUGGUCCGCGGCUCGCCGCCGCCCCCGCCCCCGCCGGCGCCCGCGAUCGGCCUGCCGCACCCGCAGGUCCCGCCGCCCCCGCCCCAGGCCAGCUCGCCCCAAGGCUCGCCCACGGCUGCCACCGUGGGGCUGCCCGACAUCGACAGACGAACCAACAGCAUCGCCUCCCUCAGACUCAAGGCCAGGGAGUACGAGCUACACCUCGAGAUGCUUCGCAAGAACGGGGAUCUCAUCAGCUGAAGAGUUGGGUCAUCUUAGAUCGUUCCGGAAAGUUUUAGGAAAUGUUCGUUCGUUUUUUACAUUUUAGAUUUCACCUUACGUUGUUAUUAUAGCCGGUGUAUCGGCUCCUCCGCGUCCAUUCGAUCGGAAAAAAUGAUCUCUUCUCGUCGAGAAAUCGAACGAUUCUUCCUCCCUUUGAUCGAGGUACACGGUAAACGAUGAAACAACUGGAGGGGAUACAUGGUUCAAGACAUGGAUUACGAAAGUUUCGAAACCUCGUCGACGAACCUGAACGCGCGAGCGAAGAAUAAUUCUUCUCCUUCGUCGUUGUUCGCCGAGGGAAUGGGUACGUCAGUGCGAUGAUGAUUACACAUCGACCGAUAUCAAACUGUAAUUGCGCGCCUUCUCGAGCCCGCAUAUUUUGUAUGUUUCGUACAAGAUACGAACCAAAGAACUCGCUUCGAAGUGGUUGAACACACUUUGUAAUACCGUUUGUAAUCGCGCGUACGCGAAGGAAGGUUGAGAAUUGUAGAAUUAUCCUUCUUUCUGUGAUCACUUGUGCCUUUGUUACUUAAUAUAUAAUACAGUUAGAGACAACUCUGAAAAAGCUCGAUCCUUUUUCUUUUCGAAUCGCGUAUCGACGAUCAUCGAUGAUACAUUAUAAAACGAUCCAUGUAAAUCGUACACGAACUUGGAUCGUGCGUUUACUUCGAUCGUCUCGAUCGAUCAUCGCCGUUUUACGCCGAUUCGAAGAUUCUCGAGCGAUUUUAGGCAACGUGUUUUUUUAGGCGAAAGAUUUCAUGCAACUAUACACACACACAUCACACAUACACACGCACACACACACAUACACGUACGCACACUCGUGUUAAUAAACCAACGAUUCCAUGCGUCACGUCCACGUUGACAACUUCGACGGCCAUUUAAGAAACGCACAAUUAGUGCACGAGUUUUUUCGGUGGAUGUUAGAAGUGUCAUUGCUCUUUUGCGUGGAUCGUGACCCAAUGAAUCACUUUGGUGACAGUUUUUACAAUGUCGUUCGUUACAGGAGAAACAACGAUAUACCUGUCCGUGUACAAAACGAGUUUCUUUCGGCCUUCCUCCUAAUAGAAGAACCUUCCUCGUCCCACAGAUACGAAUUCUGCGUUUAAAAGCGAUUGCGAAGAAAACAAGGAAUUAAGCGAAUAUAUCUCUUCGUAUACAAUUUUGUUGUAUAUAAUUUACAUUCGACGAGAGGCGAGUACGAACGUUGGAUUGUAACGAAUGUAUGUAAUGCAUACGCGUUCCCGUGAAAUUUUCGGAAUAUUUUUCAAAUUUGUCAUCCCGUCGAAAAUUCGCGAGAUUUCCCGCGGAUAACGUAACAUAUUCGUCGAAAGAAUUAUUUAUUCGCGAGAAACGGGACGGAUCUUGAAUUUUCAUAGGAUUGUUUUUUUUCCAUAGAAAAGAAAAAGAAAAAUUGCGAACGACACGAAUUUUUGUAUAAAUUUGAAAAAUAAUAAUCCGAAAAACAACGCACGGCCAUCGGCAAGCAUGUUAUCGGCGAGUCGCGAACCAGAAUAGAAUCGUCUACAUAUUAAUUAUUAUGUACAGUAGGAUUAUCUUUAAGGAAACAUCAUCGAAAGAUGUCCGUCCAGAAGAAAGAAUUCUUAGCAUUGCGAUUAAAAAAAAAUUUGCUCUCGAAUAAUCAACAUUUUUUUAACCGCUGCAUAAUUUUUAUUGUAAAUAUGAAGAAUUUCUUAUUUAGAAGAAAGAAGAAAAAGGAAAAAAAAAGAAAAAAGAAAAAAAAAUCGAGAAAAUGUAACGUCAAACGUGAGUUGAAAGAUUUUUUUUUUUCAAAACAAAAAAAAUCAUCAUCCGUCGAGAUUAUUUAAUAGAUGACCUAAUAAUGAAACGAGGACAGCUCGUGUGAUUCGAUUACUUUUACACAGACACGUUAUACGCAGUUUAGAUAAGAGAAAGUAUUUAUAUAUACGGCGUUCAUUAAUUCUUGGAUGUUCAUAUAUUAUAAGUUUUACGACUGUAUAAGCAUACUUAGCGUGUAAGUUGGCUGUAAAUAAUUAACGACGUAUGCGUAACUUUGUUGAAGAGAUCUUGUCCAAGUACAUAUCCGAUUGUGUGCAGCAUCGUGCGACAAUAUUAUAUGAAUGUUUCUCUCGGAAAGAAACCCUCGCUUUUCAAACGGAAUAACGUUGCACGUAUUCGUCGUCGAUAUCACGCGAGAAGGAACGUUACGAUUUUUAAAAAAAAUCCAUUUCUAAAAAAAGAAAAAAAAAGGAAAAAAAAAAAGAAUGAACAAGCAAGAGACGAUCUCUAAAAAAUUCUCUAACUUUUUUUAAAAAUUUAUAUUAUAUGAUUUCGUUUCAAGGAUCUCGAAGAAUAACGAAGAGAAUGCAACGUCGUCGAACAAUAUCACGUUCACAUUUUCCAUUUCGAGUAAAACGAGCAUUGGGUGUCCAUUGUAUACUUGAUUUCAUUCGCCCUUUUUACCUUCCUCUUUUUACGACGAAUAAAACGAAUUGCAAAGAAGAAAGAAAAAGAGUAAAGCGGGGGAAAAAAAGAAAGAACAAAAAAGAGAA